Messenger RNA from Wyeomyia smithii (pitcher-plant mosquito), 1718 nucleotides. RefSeq names its product ubiquitin carboxyl-terminal hydrolase calypso (gene calypso). The transcript is spliced from 2 exons. Gene Ontology annotation, cellular component: cytoplasm. The record is from RefSeq and is a predicted model, not a curated record. Gene Ontology annotation, biological process: protein deubiquitination; ubiquitin-dependent protein catabolic process. Gene Ontology annotation, molecular function: cysteine-type deubiquitinase activity. NCBI's taxonomy places the organism in Eukaryota, Metazoa, Arthropoda, Insecta, Diptera, Culicidae. Bases 119 to 1567 code for a protein of 482 amino acids.
UGAAUCCGUCACCAAGUUUGGCUCUUUUUUGAUGUAGUAAACAAACUAUUUAUUUCGUUCCACAGUUGGCUAAAAUUUGUGAGUUAUUUAUAGAAUAAAUAUUCAAUAGUGCUUGAAAAUGCCGGUGGACAUCAACCGGCUUACGGACGGUUGGCUGGAGCUUGAAAGUGACCCUGGUUUGUUCACUCUGCUGCUGGAGGAUUUCGGUGUAAAAAGUGUUCAAGUAGAGGAGAUUUACGAUCUGCAGAAAAAUAUUGAAGGGCCAGUGUACGGAUUUAUUUUUCUUUUUCGCUGGAUCGAAGAACGACGCGUCCGUCGGAAAAUCGUCGAAACAACGGAAAUCUAUGUCAAAGAUGAGGAAGCAGUAAACAAUAUUUUCUUUGCACAGCAAGUAGUUCCUAACAGUUGUGCUACCCAUGCUCUGCUUUCCGUACUGCUAAAUUGUUCCGAUAUUGAUUUGGGCACGACACUGAGUAGACUAAAAGUGCAUACUAAAGGUAUGUGCCCGGAAAACAAAGGCUGGGCCAUCGGAAACACACCGGAAUUAGCGUGUGCUCACAAUUCUCAUGCUAUGCCUCAAGCCAGAAGAAGGAUGGAUCGAAACUCCGGAGUGAGCACUGGAAGAUUCACUGGUGAAGCAUUCCAUUUUGUCAGCUUUGUUCCUAUAAACGGACAUCUUUUUGAAUUAGAUGGGCUGAAGCCUUUCCCAAUGGACCACGGGCCCUGGGGAGAAAAAGAAGUUUGGACGGACAAGUUUCGCCGUGUAAUGUCUGAACGAUUGGGAAUCUCAACAGGCGAGCAAGAUAUCCGAUUUAAUCUAAUGGCCGUUGUGCCGGAUCGAAGAAUUGCUAUCACUCAUAAGCUGAAAAUGCUUCGCACCAAUCAGACAAUUGUUUCUGCUGCAUUAGAGAAACUGCUUAAAAGUAAACAACCCGAGGGUAAAUCGCAAGCAGAGCUGAAGGAAACAGUCGACAAUAUAAAGAAAGAAGAGAAUUCGCCCGUUAAACUAAGUUCGGAGUACUCCCAGUUGCUAGAUAUGAACGAGAAGGAGGAAUCUGCAGUCCCCAUGUCCAAAGAGUUGGAGUCGCUAGUUUCACUAAAUAGUUCAUCUGAUUCCGUUGAAAUAAUAGGCGAAACAGAAAUAAAACAGGAGAACCCUCCCCCAUCGCCACCACCUUCUUUCAUCGGUGCUGGUACAUUCUCUCCGAAGGAUCUACUGUCACUGCUCAAAAAUCUUGAAUCAGAAAUAAAUAUUACUGAGCAGCAUUUGUGCGAUGAAAACGAGAAACGAGCCAUGUUUAAAGUAGACGACUGCCGUCGAACACACAACUAUGAUGAGUUCAUAUGCACCUUCCUGUCGAUGCUUGCUCACCAGGGAAAACUAGGCGAGCUCGUGUCGCAACACCUAAUCACAAGCCGAAAGCCCAGUAUGGGCGGUGUUCAAAACAGUGGAUCUCGAGGCGUGGUUAGAAGCUACAACAAGAAAAAUGCCACCAAUGGUUCUUCGCCCAAAACGCCGAACUCCAAGCGACGCCGUGGCCGGACCAAGUAUCGCAAGAGGAAGUAACGAACCAGCCCUGAAAACUCCUAUAAGACUGGAGAGCCUUUCGUUGCUGCGGCGGAGGGGGAAAGGGCAUUUGAAGAAGGUAUUUUAUUUAUUUCUAUCUUCCUAACUAAAUAAUUCGAAAUUUCAAUAAAAAAUAGGCUCUUACUGAAAA